This is a messenger RNA of Vitis riparia (riverbank grape), 706 nucleotides long. Its product is annotated as G-type lectin S-receptor-like serine/threonine-protein kinase SD2-5. The record is from RefSeq and is a predicted model, not a curated record. The transcript has a single exon. The annotation marks the transcript as partial. NCBI's taxonomy places the organism in Eukaryota, Viridiplantae, Streptophyta, Magnoliopsida, Vitales, Vitaceae.
CAAUAUACGCCAAAACCCAACUUUCCCAACAAUAUCAGUUCUGCAAAUCUCUCCAGCUCAUGGGCUAACAGCAAGGGACACUGGGCAAAAUCCAUAGACUGGGUAACCACGAAGCCCAUCCUUGUUAAAGAAACCAGUGGCUCAGGUCUCUUCUGUGGCUUCUGCUGCCACUUUGAGAGCAAUUCAUGCCUCUUUGCAGUCUUCAUCUUCCAAGAUGAAGACUACCCUCGACUUGUGUGGUCUGCUAAUAGAAAUAGUCCGCUCAAACUUAAUGCUACUCUGGAACUCAGUGAACAAGGAGAUUUGAUCAGGUCCACAGACACAUCUGGAAAGAAUGUUUCAGGCUUGAACUUGACUGAAACUGGAGACCUUGUGCUCUUCAACACAGAAAACUCUGCCGUGUGGGAGUCUUUCCAUCACCCAACUGACUCUUUGGUUGUGGAUCAAUGGUUGCAUGAUGGGAUGAAGCUGACGGCCAGUAUGUCGGAUUCAAAUUUGACGGAAGGUUUGCUUUCAAUUUUGCCUAUAACUCACGGAUUUGCUGCUCAGAUAGAGUCCAAUCCUCCGCAGCUCUAUUACGAAUUCAAGAGUGGAGGUUCCAACAGUAAUGGAGAAGCUUUUAUCUUUCACAAUAACGGAAGCCUCUACCUGUCCACUUAUGAUGAUGCUGGAAACAAUUGAGUUAUUUGCGGGUUUAUCAGUGGAA